Messenger RNA from Cylindrotheca closterium, 1491 nucleotides. The record is from the annotation of a GenBank genome assembly. Lineage: Eukaryota; Bacillariophyta; Bacillariophyceae; Bacillariales; Bacillariaceae.
AUGCCGUACAGUAGUAACAGAGUGGACAUCAUGAGACUUUCCCCACGAAAGGGACGGAUGAACGAGAUUGCUGCUUCAGAAGCAAUGGGAGACGUCGGAAAUGGUGAUCCCAGUCAAUCGAAUAAUGCAGAUAUGAUUCCAAAUCGAGGAAGAACCAUCCUACUGUUGUCAUUCUUCAUGUUGUUUCAUGUUCAAUUCAAUAAACGCCGUGCAUCGUCGUCGCUAUUCGAUGAAAUUCCUAGAACGAAACCAAGGAUGGGAGUGAUUCAAAGUGCAGCGACCAACUGGCUCUCUAUGGACUCCAUGAUGAAGGCCAAGCCGCUUGCAAUGAGAGAAACCAAUUCAGGUUUCUCAGAACCGACACUACCACCAGAAACGAGAAUACCAGCACUGGUAGCCCCAACGAUACCAUCGACUGACGCCCAACCAAAGCGCACCAAGAAACAAAGAUCAACUAGUCCAUACCAGAAUGAGCACAAAAAGGUGGUAACAGUGGUGGCGCAGCUGAAUGGCGAAUUGGGAAAUCAAAUGCACAAGAUUGCCAAUGCCGUGUGUGUCCAACGGCACAUUGAACGGAAGUUACAGUUGCCCACCGAACUCAAGUUGCGCGCCCAAGACAACGCCAAAUGGGAGCGUUCCAUGAAAAAUAUGAAGGAAGCCUUUCCAAGCACAAGACCCUUGAACUUUCGAGCCGGCAAUACACCACUCUUUGAUCAGGUCCGACAGAUUCAAGAGGAUUGGAUUCAAAGUUUGGUGGCUAACAAAAAGGUCAAUUUAACUGGAAUUGGCGAUCCAAAGGUUAUGAAUCGCAUGAAAUCCAGUGGAUGGCAACCCACCCAAGAAAUUUUGCGACUUUUGAAUCAAACGUGGUACAUGGAUCGGCCAAUGGCACCUGGUGGGAAUACCGAGUUUUCCAUUCCUCAUAUUUAUUCCGAUGCCUUUACGAGUCGAUAUUGUUUUGAGAAGAUGCUAACUGAGAUUCGAGACUUUUUUGCCAUUGAUGAAUAUCGGAUUUGCAAACAAAAGCCACAGCCCGAUGAAUCCGUCUUGCACUUGCGCAACUUUUUGGUCGAAAUGGGCAAAGCGGGCCGAGACUUGGGAUUUGAAGAACUGAGUCCGGAAAAGACGGCGACGGAAAUCUUUGCCAAUUACACACCAGGAGAUAAGGUGGCCAUUGUCAGUCGGUUCCAAACCAACACGGACAAGUACAUCAAGGCCCUCAAGGAGAUCCGAGGCAUUGACGCUAGAUACAUCAAGGGACAGACAGGAAAUCAAGACUUUUGCUUUCUUCUCAAGAGUCGGAAAGAUAUCAUCGGUCAACGGGUUUCUACCUUUGCCACUUGGGCUGGCUUGCUGGGAAGACCCGAACGACUACGCUUGUAUUCCGUCGAUAGCAAAUACACUCGAGCCAAAAAGAGGAGUUUCUACAAGGCAAAGUGGGAUCAUCCCGAGCUGAAGAAAGUGAUUGUCUAUGAGAACUAUAAAGCUUGA